This is a messenger RNA of Macadamia integrifolia, 744 nucleotides long. RefSeq lists its product as uncharacterized. The transcript is spliced from 2 exons. Bases 1 to 744 code for a protein of 247 amino acids. The record is from RefSeq and is a predicted model, not a curated record. Lineage: Eukaryota; Viridiplantae; Streptophyta; Magnoliopsida; Proteales; Proteaceae.
AUGAAGGCACCAAGGCCCCUAGGUAAGUCCCCUAAAGGUCGUGACAAAUGCUGGUACUGUGACUAUCAUAAAGAGCACAACCACUCGAACAACCGUUGUAGAGACUUAAUGGCAAAAAUUGAGGAGCUCAUCCAGAAGGGAUAUCUGAGGAGGUUUAGGGCGAGAGAAGAAGGAGGUGGAGGGAGAGAGGUUUUGCAGCUGAGGCAGGACCCAGGUCAGAAGGAAAAGGAUCGUGAUGACUCUCAACACCAGCGGAGGCGUCAUAGCAGCCCUGGUCGAGAGGUAGGGUCACAUCAAAGGGCGUUCAAGGUUGAGAGGGUGUUGGUCGAUAACGGCAGCUCGACAGACAUUAUGUUUUGGGAAGUAUUCCAGAGAAUGGAGCUGGAGGAGAAAUACUUGAGGCCAGUUACCACCCCACUGUACGGCUUCAUAGGAUCACUUGUUCAACCAAAAGGGAUGAUAGAGCUCCAGAUCCGUGUUGGUUUAGGUGAGUUGCAAAAGUCUGUUAUGGCUAAUUUUUCGGUGGUUGAUAUUCCUUCAGCAUAUAAUAUCAUCUUGGGAAGGCCAAGCCUCAACAACCUCAAAGCAGUAGUCUCCACUUUCCACCUCAAGAUGAAGUUCCCAAUGGAGAGGGGAGUCAGAGGAUGCAGAGGCGACCAGCUAGAGUCAAGAAGAUGCUAUGUGAAUACCCUCAAAGAAACGAAGAAGUUGAAGGACAUCUUUGUGUUGGAGGUUGACGACUAG